Messenger RNA from Zophobas morio, 1520 nucleotides. It is a transcript of the gene Dlish, whose product is annotated as SH3 domain-containing protein Dlish. The transcript has 4 exons. The coding region runs from base 450 to 1400 and encodes 316 amino acids. The record is from RefSeq and is a predicted model, not a curated record. Gene Ontology annotation, molecular function: protein binding. Lineage: Eukaryota; Metazoa; Arthropoda; Insecta; Coleoptera; Tenebrionidae.
AACGUCGAAACGUGGGGGCUAGAAAAUACAAAGGUCAGUCGUUGCGGAGGUUUAGUUAUUUUUUGCCAGGACUUGCGAAACCGCGCCAUCUCGCGGCACCACAAUUAAAAACUUUGAUCGCAGCCUCCGUUGAUCAAAAGAUCAUCGUGUUUGACAGAAGUACAGUUGUAAUUGUUAAAUACUGUGAUUUGUUUAAAAAUGAGAUAAACAAUUAGCAAAAAUGGCAUUUCUAUGCCCUGUGCGUAUCAGACGAGGCAAGAAGAAAAAAUCCGUACUUACGUAACAGUAAAUUAGAAACCAGAAACUCUAGUAGCGGUGUUGGUUUGACCCACCUCCGAGUAAUACACUAACCACACUUUAACCAACAUAAGAACUUUGGUGGUACAUUUGCAGCCACCAUCUCAGACCUAGACAAGGAGCUCAACCGACCCAUAAAUGGAGCUCCGGGGAUGGGUCGAAUCACGGGCUCUGCCAGCAUCGAGACCCUGGUCAGGGUCGGAAUCGAAAAAGAGCACGGGCUGUCGCCCGACAGCAAAAUGGUCGUUCUUCACGACUUCACGCCUUGCGUAGACGACGAGCUCGAAGUCAAACGCGGCCAGAUCGUCAACAUCCUCUACCGCGAGAACGACUGGGUCUACGUCAUCGGUCUAGACACCAGGCAGGAGGGGUUCAUCCCGUACUCCUACUGUUCGCCAUACAACAGCCAUUUAGCCGAACUGGCCAUAAAGAAAAAACUGCCAAGGGAAACCCAGCUGCCAUCAGGGGAAAGCUCGGAUACUAAUCAUGAGUGUGAUCUAGCCGGUUUAGACACUAGUGAUUGCGAUUCUUUGGGGAAAAAACAAGUGAGAGGUGCUGGAUCGCCGAUUAGUAUCCGAUCGGAACCCGAUAUGUUGCCAUUUUCGAAAGAUCCGUCAGGGCGUUACAUAGUGCUGUAUACUUUCAUAGCGAGGGACGAGAACGACGUAUCCGUGGAGCGGGGGGAGUUCGUGACUGUACUGAACAAGGAGGACCCCGACUGGUACUGGAUCGUGCGCAGCGACGGCCAGGAAGGCUUCAUCCCGUCCGGGUUCGUUUAUCCGGCUGAUAAUGUGAUACAAGGUCAUUUGAACCGCGUCGCUAAUCAAAAUCUGAGCGGAAACUUGACGAAUCAAAAUAACUCGCAUUUGCUGACCACGUCCAGUGUGGAUGAUUUGCGUUAUCACGGGACGGAGUUGGUCAUGUUGUACGAUUAUAAAGCUCAAGCUCCUGACGAUUUAACUGUAAGAAGAGGUGAUUGGAUAUAUGCUGAUCUUAAUAAUCAAACUGUUGAUGGAUGGUUGUGGGCGUAUGCACCGAAAACUAGGAAGUAUGGAUUUAUUCCAAAGGCUUAUGCGAGACCACCCGCCAUGACGAGCCUUUGAUUGUUGUGUGAUUGUGAAAAGAGAAAGUAUUUUUAUAAGGAAUGAUACAAUGACAUUUUAUAUUUUUAUACUUUUAUUUUUAUUGCCGGACAUUAUUGUUAAUAAACUUUUACAUAACUA